CUUGUUUCCUUGUUGCUUUGCACUCAAAAUUUUCUUUUUCUUUGGAAUGGCGGUUGAUCUGACUUCGCAUUUAACUGGAGUAGUUUUUUUUUUUUUUUGGUUUGAUUUUUCUUGUUUGGAUUUUAGAUUGGGGUAAUGAUUUGAGUUUGCAUGAAAUGUUGGCCACUAGCUUUUCAUUUACCAUGAUUAGUGUGAUAUUGGUAAAUGUGACGAUAAAGGGGUGUUCUUUAUUUGAGGCAAGAUAAGGUGGGUUUCCUAAGUAGUCCAUGGAAAUGUUCAGUAUAAGCUUUGAGAGCUGGCCUUUGGCAAAAGCAUUUUCUUGAAUCCCUUCCAAUGCUGACGGCCAGUUGUAUUGGGCUACCAUUAAUACAUUUUUAAAUCAAUGUAUUGUUGCUAGUUAUUUCUUUAUUUGAGUCUUCAUUUUGUAAAAGAUGAACAAGAAGGAAAGCUGACUUGCUAUAAGGAAAGGUGGCCUGCUAUUCUCGUCAAGUGUAUUCUGUUUUGAUGAGGAUUUUUCUUGUGAUGCUUCUUAAUUGCAGGAAGUAUUGAAGAGGCAUGGUUUGACUCGGUUGCAAUAUUCGAGUCUGAUUGUGAUGAAGAUUUCCAAAGUGUUCCAGAUGAUUUGUUAUCUUUAAAUGGCUUUGAGGGAGUACCAAUGUCAAGUACUGCAUUUAGCAGAGAGACAAAUCAUGGAGAUCAUAAUGUCAGUAUCCAACAUACCUCAUCAAGUGAUCAGGUGAAGAAGACAGGGGAUUUGUCAGCAGGAAACUCUGCCCGGAACCCUGCAAGUGAGCCUGCUAAACAUCCCCAUAGUCAACUCUUCAACUCAGAGUUUGCAGAUUCCCAGUCAAAAUCUGAGGGACCUUCAAAACCUGUGUUCCUUGAUGAAAUUGCUUCCUCUGUGGAUGAAAAUGCUGGAAAGGGGGAUGGGUUAUUAGAUAAUUGUGGAAUUCUUCCUGGAAACUGUUUGCCUUGUCUUGCUUCAACUGUUCCACCAGUUGAAAAGAGAAGAUCACUGGGUUCUAGUUCGCCAAGUGCGAGGAAAAAGGCCGCAUUAAAACAUCCAUUCAAAUGGAAGGAAGGGCAUCCCAACAACACUAUAUUUUCUUCAAAGCCGAUUCUGCAUAGACCAAUUGCUGGUUCCCAAGUACCAUUUUGCCCGAUGGAAAAGAAAAUGCUUGAUUGUUGGUCACAUAUAGAGCCAUGUAGUUUCAAAGUCCGGGGACAGAAUUAUUUCAGGGAUAGGAAGAAGGACUUUGCUCCUAACUAUGCUGCAUAUUAUCCAUUUGGGGUCGAUGUAUUUUUGUCUCCACAAAAAGUCGAUCAUAUUGCCCGGUUUGUGGAGCUUCCUGUUAUUAAUUCUUCUGGGAAGCUCCCAACUCUACUUGUCGUAAAUGUUCAGAUUCCAUUAUAUACUGCUGCACUUUUUCAGAGUGAAACAGAUGGAGAAGGAAUGAAUUUUGUUUUGUAUUUUAAGCUUUCUGAGAGUUACUCAAAGGAGCUUCCUACUCACUUUCAAGAAAGUAUCAGACGGUUAAUAGACGAUGAAGUUGAAAAGGUCAAAGGGUUCCCUAUAGAUACAAUUGUACCCUUUCGUGAAAGGUUGAAGAUAUUGGGUCGAGUUGUAAAUGUAGAAGACCUUCACUUAAGUGCUGCAGAGAGGAAGCUUAUGCAAGCUUACAAUGAAAAACCUGUUCUUUCACGACCUCAGCAUGAAUUUUAUUUAGGGGAAAACUAUUUGGAGAUUGACAUAGACAUGCAUAGAUUCAGUUACAUCUCUAGGAAAGGUUUUGAAGCAUUCUUAGACAGACUCAAGAUUUGUGUCCUGGAUGUUGGUCUAACAAUACAGGGGAACAAAUAUGAAGAGUUGCCAGAGCAGGUCCUGUGUUGUGUACGGUUAAACGGUAUUGACUACAUGAAUUAUCACCAACUAGGGUUGAAUCAAGAGCCCUUUGAAACUUAAAGUGCUUAAAUGAUAGAAGACAUAUCAUUAAUAAAGGCUAUUUUUCAAAGGGCCAUCAUUUCUGCAGUUCCUUAACUCAUCUCAACUCAAUGGCGACAGGAGAUAAUUGCAUAGAAAUAUAACAGAAUCAGGUCAAGAUGGCUUGUUUGAUUGUCUAAAAGUCUACUGCUAAGAUAGACAUUCUGGAUAUUAUAUGCAUUCUGGAAAGCAAUCAUGAUCAAGCUUCUGGUUAUAUUUCUACUGCAUUUUUAGCCUUAAUUAUCAGAUUACCAUUCUUUCUGUCUA
This is a messenger RNA of Manihot esculenta (cassava), 2248 nucleotides long. RefSeq lists its product as uncharacterized. NCBI's taxonomy places the organism in Eukaryota, Viridiplantae, Streptophyta, Magnoliopsida, Malpighiales, Euphorbiaceae. The coding region runs from base 656 to 1963 and encodes 435 amino acids. The record is from RefSeq and is a predicted model, not a curated record. The transcript is spliced from 9 exons.